AUGCGGUUGAACUUCAGCCAGCCGCCGACGCCGGCAUUAAGUCGUCAAAACACGCAGAGAGCCCACCAACGCCGAUCAACCCAUCCGCAUUUGUUAUCAAUGCGGAGAAAACCCAGAAGAUGGCCACUCGUUUUCCGGUUCAUCAAGGGGGCUAUUCACGGGCAAAUCUUGCUCCCCGUCUUCCUACAUGCUCUCUUCACGGCCUUUGUCGUAUACUUGGACACUUAUGUCUUUGAAACAGUGGGACUACCCACGAGCAUUAUCCCCUCCCUGUCCAUUGUCGUGGGUCUAAUCCUAGUUUUCAGGAACCAGACCUCCUACAAUAGAUUCUGGGAUGGUCGCAACGGCAUGAACACAUUAACAACUUGCAUUCGCAACCUCGUGCGCACAAUCGUGACAAACAGCUACAAUUCCACGCGCGGCCCUCCCACGCCGGCGGAGCGGGAGGACGUCGAGCGCACGAUCCGCAUUCUCAUGGCCAUUCCGUACGCAGUCAAGAACCACCUUCGGGCGGAGUGGGGUGCUGCUUGGGAUAUUGGCGGUAUUCUCGGCCAUGAGAUUGAUGAGUGUGGUACUUCUGCUUAUAAUCCUGACUAUGCGGGUUUACUUCCAGAGGGAUUGGAGGGUCAUGAGCAUCAGGGUAUGGGUCUUCCAUAUCAGCUUACCUUUUUUGUUGAUGGAUUUAUUAAGCGCGGUGAAGAGCGUGGCUGGUUUCCCGCUCCUGGUGCGAGUCAGUUGCAGGGCCAAUUGAAUACACUCACUGAUGCUUAUGGGCGUAUGGAGACGAUUAAGCUGACUCCUAUGCCGGUGGCGCAUCUCAUUCAUCAGAAACAAGUCCUCGCUCUAUUUGGCUGUGUGCUGCCCUUUGCCAUGGUAGAUGAGAUGGGCUGGUGGUCUAUUCCAGUGGUUUGCUUGGUUACAUUUACUCUCUAUGGUAUUGAAGGUAUUGGCUCUCAACUUGAAGAUCCAUUUGGCUAUGACAGAAAUGACAUCAAGAUGGAUGCGCUUGUUGGUGACUCCAAGGUUGAGAUUGAUGUCGUUUUGGACUCAUGGCGCCGACAAUGCAAACUGAUUGACAGUGCGACUCAUGUGCGCGAGGAAAAUCAAGCCGAUAGUCUUUGUCGUGAUGAAUCUGCUAAUCAUGGAGUUGGAAGAAGAAGCGACGGGAAGUAUGAACAGCCGGAUUUAUUUUUAAAAUCUGGUGGACUGUGA
Penicillium taxi is the source of this 1212-nucleotide messenger RNA. Its product is annotated as bestrophin family protein. Bases 1 to 1212 code for a protein of 403 amino acids. Gene Ontology annotation, molecular function: chloride channel activity. The transcript has 4 exons. NCBI's taxonomy places the organism in Eukaryota, Fungi, Ascomycota, Eurotiomycetes, Eurotiales, Aspergillaceae. The record is from RefSeq and is a predicted model, not a curated record.